Ricinus communis (castor bean) is the source of this 1424-nucleotide messenger RNA. Its product is annotated as B-box zinc finger protein 18. The record is from RefSeq and is a predicted model, not a curated record. Gene Ontology annotation, molecular function: zinc ion binding. The transcript has 4 exons. Gene Ontology annotation, cellular component: nucleus. Bases 375 to 956 code for a protein of 193 amino acids. Lineage: Eukaryota; Viridiplantae; Streptophyta; Magnoliopsida; Malpighiales; Euphorbiaceae. Gene Ontology annotation, biological process: regulation of DNA-templated transcription; photomorphogenesis.
UCUGGAGUCUCCCCCAAGGCCCCGCCUCCAUAUGUCCUCAUAUGUUAAUCCAAAAUCUUAAUUUAGUCUCUGUCAUAAGUUUCUUGCCCACCCACCACUAUCAAAAACAAACAUCUGCACAAGCAUUGAAACAUUAACAAAACCUAUGGGAUAGAAGAACACAUAACAAUCACACAUCUAAUCAUUUCCUUGUAGAUUUAUUUAGAUACUUGUUAUUAUUGUUGUUGUGUCUUGUUUUGGUGCGAACGUUCUUUAUCCUUAACUGAGUUUUGGCCCUCUCCUUCUCUUGGAAAUUACUGUACAUGAAUCUUCUUCUUCUUUUACUUCUACUUGUUUUUGUAUUAUUGGAGAAAUGAAAGUUGGAGAUAAUAAAUAUGCGUACCCUUUGUGAUAAUUGUGAGAGUGCUGCUGCUGCUGUCUUCUGUGCAGCUGAUGAGGCUGCUCUUUGCGGUGCCUGCGACGAAAAGGUUCAUAUGUGUAAUAAGCUUGCUAGUCGACAUGUGAGAGUUGGUCUUGCAAAUCCUAGCGAUGUUCCUCGUUGUGACAUUUGUGAAAAUGCACCUGCAUUCUUUUACUGUGAGGUGGAUGGAAGUUCUCUAUGUUUGCAAUGUGAUGUGACUGUUCAUGUUGGAGGUAAAAGAACACAUGGGAGAUAUCUUUUACUCAGACAAAGAGUCGAGUUUCCAGGUGAUAAACCUGAUCACACAGCUGCCGAAGCAAUGGACCCCGGUGAGACCAAGAAAGGGCAAAAUCCUCCACCUAAGUUGUCACUUGGAGAAAAUCAUCAACAAAAUCAUAGAGUCUCUCCACUUUCAUUGCCUGACUCUAAUUGUGAUGGACAUGGCAAGAUGGACAAUAAAUUGAUCGACUUGAAUAUCAAGCCUCAUCGAGUUCAUGAUCAUGCUCCAAGUGAUCAGGUUAGUAUGUCCUUUUGCAUCAUUGUUUUUUUAGGUUGAUGUCCUCGGAAGGUUUCAAAUUGUAGCUAAAAAACUGGCUCCAACUUGUGGAACUCUUGUCCAUUAAUUCUUCCUGGCAUGGGUAAAAUAUAUAUGUUUCGAAGAAUCGUGAUGUUGCCAUCAAUUUGCAGCUAUGAUCAUGAAAUUCGAAGAGUUGUUCCCAAGCAGUACUCGUCACCAGGGCAAACCCAUCACGAGGCCAGAAAUUUGAGCAAGUCUUUUUUGUCUACUAGCUAGUUCCCUUGACCUAAUUAAAUAACGAGUGGUUAGAAAGUCAAUUAGUGUCAAUUUUAUCAUUAAUCUUCUUGUUGUCAUCUCUUUAACCAUGGAGAUGAUAAUUGUAGCAUGAUAAUGUGUCGGGCUUUUCUGAACUUCUUAGGUUGAGUUUUGGGGGCGCUAUAAUAUUAUUUUGUUUGAAGUUACUAAGUGUACCCUUAUAUAAAAGGAUUAUUAAAUACUCUAGAAAUA